Molecule: messenger RNA, 192 nt
Organism: Phaeodactylum tricornutum CCAP 1055/1
Lineage: Eukaryota; Bacillariophyta; Bacillariophyceae; Surirellales; Neidiaceae
Exons: 1
Biological process (GO): cellular response to misfolded protein
Cellular component (GO): endoplasmic reticulum membrane
Molecular function (GO): Hsp70 protein binding
Source: RefSeq, a predicted model, not a curated record
CACUAUCGAAUUCUCAGUUUACCAAACAAUGCUACAGAAAGCGAUAUAAAAAAGGCUUACCGCAAACUUUCGCUCAAAGUACACCCUGACAAGAAUUCGGCUCCGCACGCCGAUGAAGCCUUCAAAGCCGUCGGGCUAGCAUACGCAACGCUUUCGGAUUCACAAAAACGACAUAUUUACGAUCAAUACGGC